CUACGUGGCGACAAUGACCAUCGCUUGCAUUGGCCUUCCUUUGACGUUUGUGGCUAUCUUCGCUAUUUGUUUACUGGUACGAAAGGAUCACGUUGCUCCAAUAUACGUCAUCAACCUUCUCAUUUCUGACCUUAUUCAGCUCAGUGGCAUGAUCUUAAUGUCGCAUGGUAUCAGCACCAUCUGUCGGCCAAUUAUUUUAAUUCAUGAGUUUGGAGUGACAGUCAGCAUUUUCUUCAUGGUGGUCAUCUCUCUGGAAAGGUAUUUAAUCACUGCCUGGCCACUGUGGUACAAAUUCAAACGAAACAUCAAGACAUCUGUGAUCGUCUCUGUGGUCGUCUGGCUCCUUCCUCUUUUAUACCUCCCAAUCGUUUUCUUUGCCAAUGAUUACACAGAAACCAUCAUUGCAUGUUUCCUGCUCCUCCCAUUCCCCCUGCUCAUAUUCUUCCUGGGUGGAACUCUCAAAGCUCUGUCUUCAGCCCGCAGUGUCCCUUCUGAUGAAAAACGACGCAUUGUAGCAGUUCUGGUCCUGGUUUUGCUGAUUUACACUCUGCUGUUUCUUCCGCGAGUAAUUCUUUCCUUGUCAGAAAAGGUCAAAGGAUAUCGAAACAUUGAAAUAUUGACCGUGCUUCCACUUUUCUUCAGUCCUCUGGCCGAUCUGUUUCUGUAUGUUUUCAUACGGAAAGGGAUCUGUGACAAACUUUUGGCCUCUCUGUGUUGUUUUAAAAUGGACCAUGAUGAUGUCAGAACAUCGGUGGAGAACGUUGUCAGGUCACUGACACAGUGGUGUCAAGAGAACAGCCUGGCUUUAAACGUCAGCAAGACCAAGGAGCUGAUCGUGGACUUUAGGAGAUCAGAGAGAGAGUACGCACCUCUAAUCAUCAAUGGUGCUGCUGUGGAGCAGGUCAAAGACUUCAAGACUUCCUCGGAAUUCACAUAUUGA
This is a messenger RNA of Cololabis saira (Pacific saury), 940 nucleotides long. Its product is annotated as G-protein coupled receptor 4-like. Gene Ontology annotation, biological process: phospholipase C-activating G protein-coupled receptor signaling pathway; positive regulation of Rho protein signal transduction. NCBI's taxonomy places the organism in Eukaryota, Metazoa, Chordata, Actinopteri, Beloniformes, Belonidae. The record is from RefSeq and is a predicted model, not a curated record. The coding region runs from base 14 to 940 and encodes 308 amino acids. The transcript is spliced from 4 exons. Gene Ontology annotation, molecular function: G protein-coupled receptor activity. Gene Ontology annotation, cellular component: membrane.